CAGGGCCUCUGGCCGGAAGCGGGGCAGGACACUUCCGGUGGUGUAGACCUUAGCGCAGUGGGCGCCCAUGGCGGGGUACUUAAAGCUAGUGCGAGCUUCCUUUCAGCAUCAAAGGUUCCACUCUUCUGCGAGUCACUACAAGGGUCGGACAGGUGCCCAGCACCUGUGGCUGUCGCGGCAUUUAAGGGACUCAUUUGUGAAGGCUGCGAAGGUAGAGAGUUACCGGUGUCGAAGUGCCUUCAAGCUUUUGGAGGUGAAUGAGAAGCACCAGAUUCUGCGGCCUGGCCUUCGGGUGUUAGACUGUGGGGCAGCUCCUGGAGCAUGGAGUCAGGUGGCGGUUCAGCGAGUCAAUUCUGCAGGCACAGAUCCCAGUUCUCCUAUUGGCUUCGUACUUGGAGUAGAUCUUCUUCACAUAUUUCCCCUGGAAGGAGCAACUUUUCUGUGCCCUGCUGAUGUGACUGACCCAAGAACUUUCCAAAGAGUACUUGAACUGCUUCCUGGUGGGAGGGCGGAUGUGAUUCUGAGUGAUAUGGCACCCAAUGCUACGGGGAUCCGAGACCUUGAUCAUGAUAGGCUUAUCAGCCUGUGCCUGUCCCUUCUGGACAUGGCUCCAGACAUCCUGCAUCCAGGGGGAACGUUCCUUUGUAAAACCUGGGCUGGAAGUCAAAGCCAUCUGUUACAGAAGAGAUUGACAGAGGAAUUCCAGAACACAAGAAUUAUAAAACCUGAAGCCAGUAGGAAAGAAUCAUCAGAGGUGUACUUCUUAGCCACACAGUACCACAGAUGGAAGGGCUCUGCGAAGCACUGAGAACUUAGGUGCCAUUUUCCUAAUGGUCAUUAUGUCUUUUUAAUUACACAUGUGGCCUGAGAGUGGCUAGUGGAUCUGAGCCAAAAUUUGGGACAUGUAGUAGAUUGAGUGGGGAGUUGCUUUUUUUUCUUCGAAGCCAAAAAGAGAUGACAAAACAAAAUUCAAGGACCAUGAAAAAACGGUUGGGAGAAAACAACUUUUCUUUAUCAUUUGUGAAGAAAAAGUUAUCAGGAGAGAUAGGUGAAGAUUGAAAGAUAAGGAGAGACUGAGAUGAUCAAAAGAAAGUUGCCCUGGAAGGGAUGGGGCUACCCACAAAUGCCUUUACUUUGUCAUCUUAUAGACUGUUAGGGUAUCACAGAGGAGUAGGCUUUCCACCCUUGCUGUAAGACCACAGUGCACAGGUUUGCAUUUCUUUGUCUGUAUAGUGUAAAGUAGAAAAAUCUGAAAUUUCCAUCUGGGGAUUAGUUUCUGUCUCUCUGGUGAAUAAUCUAGAAAUGUAUCCAUUCUUCAAGUAGCAAGAAUUCCCAGAGCAAUUAGGGAAGAAAUUUAGUAUGAAUUUAUGCAUGGGGUGGGUGUGCUUUGAUUUUUGCUUAGAAUAUAUAUUGCUGUAAUACUUUGAGCUCCCAAGACCAUAAAGAUAAUUAUCAAA
Molecule: messenger RNA, 1457 nt
Organism: Otolemur garnettii (small-eared galago)
Lineage: Eukaryota; Metazoa; Chordata; Mammalia; Primates; Galagidae
Gene: MRM2
Product: mitochondrial rRNA methyltransferase 2
Exons: 3
Coding region: 68-808 (246 amino acids)
Biological process (GO): RNA methylation
Cellular component (GO): mitochondrion
Molecular function (GO): rRNA (uridine-2'-O-ribose)-methyltransferase activity
Source: RefSeq, a predicted model, not a curated record